AUGAUCAGCGGAGCAACUCGUUCAGGCGGAGGCUUUUCCACAUGGAGUCAAGUAGCUACUUCGCUGUUCCGUAGUGGUACUAGUUCGGCUUCCUACUCUAACCCAUGGUCUGUUGAUGGUGAUGAUCAUAGUGUGUUUGACCAACAAACGAUAGAAACAUGUUACAAGUGGUUAGACCGUGUGGUUCGUUUAUGUCAAAAUCCUCGGUUGAAUCUGAAAAAUAGUCCGCCUUAUUUAUUGGACACGAUUCCGGACGUUUACGAAAAACUCAAAAGUAUUAUCAGCAGUUAUUCAGACGAGUAUAAAACCCUUUCUCAGUUGGAGUAUUUUUGCGUCUUUGUGCACUCUGUGACAGACAAGUGUAAACGUACAGUGAAAUUGUUCAAGGAUUCAGGAGAAAAAAUUUAUGACGUUCAUUCACAUGCUCGAUUUCGUCUGGUCAAAUUGUCUUUGAUUUUCUCACAUCUGCUCAAAGACCUCGAAGCUCUUUUCCCACAAAACACUUUUUGUCCCGGAUUUCGUAUCACCAAACCAGAUGCCGCACGUUGGUGGUCUAGUAAUUUCGGUUCGUCUGUGAUUGUACCCUGGCCUGUUUUUCAGACGGCACUUCUUCGAACAUUCCGUGUUGAUUCCGCUGAUCAACUGAUCGCUUUGCGAAACACCAUUGAUCUAACCUAUAAUAAAUAUGUGUCUAUUUUUGAGUUUGACGUGUUUAUACGUCUGUUCCAGCCGUGGAGCAACAUACUGGAGACGUGGAAAGCUUUGGCUGUUCUACAUCCAGGCUAUAUGGCAUUUAUGACGUAUGAUGAAGUGAAAGCAAAGCUAAAACAGUAUCGAUCACAUCCUGGUCCGGGAACGUACGUUUUUCGCUUAUCUUGUACAAAACUGGGUCAGUGGGCGAUUGGUUAUAUCACGGACGACUUGAAAAUAUUGCAAACAAUAAUUCAGAACAAAUCUUUGGCUCAAGCUCUGUUAGAUGGAGAACGAGAAGGUUUCUAUUUGUAUCCAAACGGGAAAUCUAGUCCGUCAUCACUGUUGUAUCAACUCGUGCAUGACCUACCGCAGGUGCGUCUUCAAGUUACCCAAGAGCAAUAUCAAGUCUACUGCGAAAUGGGCUCUACAUUCGAACUGUGUAAAAUAUGCGACGAGAAUAAUAAAGAUGUGCAAUUGGAACCUUGUGGCCAUUUGAUUUUACCGCAGACAGAUUCGCAUCAAACAAUCGAUGCUAGCUGGCGAGUUGAUGCUUCUGAUCACGUUACUAGUGUAGUUAACGAAACUGUCUUGUCCUCAGUUCAAGCGAACUCUCCUCUCUUUGAUCGAAGCCGCGAUGAUACUUUCCGGCGCCUUAAUUACGCUCAACUUGAUUUAAACUCGUCGGAAUCGGAUCCGGAAAUCACUACAGCGGACACAGUAGUAGAGCGUACACCAACGAUAAACACAGCUCAAAGCAAGUUAGAUCCGUCACGUUCAAACAACCAACAAGCACGGUUUAAUCUAUCGAUUUGGUCCUCCGAAGAUGCCGGUCAACUGACUUCAGACUUGGUGCCUACUAAUUGCGAGUUAGUAGAAGACAGUUUAAAUCAGUCAUUAACUGCAGCACCAGCACUUGUCACUCGUCUGACGCGACAACACGCAGAUUUAGACGAAGCGACAGCCGGCCUACUACUAUCAAUUACGCGCAAUGACUUGACCAUGGCUUGUCUAAUCUGGAAACACUUCAUGCCUCGAACUGGAUCCAAUUGA
This is a messenger RNA of Echinostoma caproni, 1743 nucleotides long. The record is from the annotation of a GenBank genome assembly. NCBI's taxonomy places the organism in Eukaryota, Metazoa, Platyhelminthes, Trematoda, Plagiorchiida, Echinostomatidae.